UUUUUAGAAGAUAUUUUUGUAGACAAUAUUAUUUCCGAUUCAAAAUAUACAUGGUUGUCAACUAUUUUACAUAUGCUAAUAUACAACUUUUGAUCUUAAAAAAAAACUUAUGAUCAUUGUUAUCUUUAAUUAUUUUCCCAAUCCUUAAAAAAAAAAAAAAAAAAAAAAAUCAUCUUCCUUUCCAGAAGAAGAAAAAAUUGAAUCAUCUUCCUCACAAAGAAUAAAAAAUCAUCUUAGUUUAUAGUAUUACUUGAGAGAGAUAUGAUUGAAUGGGGACUUGAUAUUUGAGCUGUAUUCCCUUUUUCAGUUUCCACUAUUGAGAGCUAACUCCGUUAUAACGGAUACAUAAAAAAGUCAUAAAGUCAUAACUUUCAACUAACGGCGUUACAGCAUUGGGUGCGCAUUACCAGCGACAAGACAAGCCGAAGAAGAAGACUUCAGACAAAACCUUAAAUGACAACAACUUCCAAAUAAUUUCCUUAUUUUUCUCUCAAACUAUCUUCAUUUCAUUUUCAAUUUAAUUAACAGAAGGAGGUACGAUUAAGUUUUCUCAUUACAAAAUUAAGUUAUCAUGGGUUCAGUUUGUUGUGUUGCUGCAAAGGAUCAAACUCUUCCCAAUAGAACUGGAAGUGAAAGUUUUCACAGAAAUCCUGUGUGUUCACCUUCAUUGAGUUUUCAAUGGGAUAGAUGGGGCCGUGUUGCUAGUGAAAUUGAUGAUCUUUCGUUUCGCGCGUCUCGCAGAGUCAGCAGAAGUGUCAGCAUGGAGUUUAAGGGGUCUUUAAGUUCUGAUAGAGGAAAUUUAUCUGAUGUGGGGAGCACCCUGGAGAACUCUGUAACACCCAUGUCUCAGAAGUCGCCUAUUCAUGAGCAAUUAGGUGCAAAUCGGAUGACUCUAUCUUCAGAUCUAUCCAUGUCAAGUAAUUGUUCUACAGUGGCCAAAAAUCUGACAGAAUCACCAGAGAUCGCAGAAUCUUCAAUACCAAAUAUUUCUUUAUCAAUGCCCUCUUCUUUCUCAACACCUACAACCCGCAAUCUUAAUCGUCACAAUCUUCCUAGCCCAACACCAUCUAGAUGGGCUCAUCGAUCUCCAGGACACCCACUAUUGAGACAAAUUUCUGAUAGUCGAAUCCUGGGUCUGAAAUCGCCAGACAACUCUAUUUCUGAAGGAAGACCGUCAUUUGUGCUGUCCACUUGCAGCAAUGACAUGAUAGCUGGAUCCCAAUGUGGGUCAUCUGAUGGCUGGUCUAUGCGCACCUUUUCUGAACUGGUGGCAUCAUCUCAAAAGGAAAGGUGGUCAUUUGACAGUGAGCAUUUUGGUUCAGGUCGCCACAAGCUAAGUGCAACUAGUAGUAGGUUCUCGUAUUCUCCCACCAUGGAUUUACAAUCUUGCGGGGCCUGCUCCAAGCUCUUGACUGAGAGAACUGCAUGGAGCAGCCAGAAAUUCAUUUCCAACAACGACCUCUCAGUUGUUGCUGUGCUGGUCUGUGGUCAUGCAUAUCAUGCAGAAUGUUUGGAAACCAUGACAUCAGAAGCAGAUAGUUAUGAUCCAGCUUGUCCAAUUUGCAUGGUUGGAGAGAAGCACUUGUCAAUGUUAUCCAGAAAAAGUCUUAGGGCCGAAUCUGAAAUGAAGGCCAAGAACUACAAGAUAUCCCGAAACCGUGUAGUUGAUAGCUACUUUGAUGGCGGAUUAGAUGGUUAUGAUCGCCAAAAAAGUGCAGCUUCAAAAUUGGAGGCUAGCUCCAGUUCAAGGAGUUCAUUAAGAAAACCCUUCUUGAAGCGGCAUUUUUCAUUGGGAUCCAAGUGGAAUCGAUCCCUGUCUGAUAAUGAUUCUGCCAGGAAGAAGGGGUUUUGGGCAAGAUAUCGUAAAGAUUGAGCUUCCAUAACCGUAGCUGUUAGUUGCUGCAGCUCUCUAAUUAUAUUUGUAGCACCAACAAGUUAGAAUUUACUAUUUCUAUGUUGACUAGCUUUACUGAUAAUUAUAGAUUUAUUUUCAGUAUAUUUUUUACUCACGAGAAAUUUGCAUCAUGUUAUGUUGGUGUGGCUCAUUAAUAUUAGAUGAAGGAAAAUCAGAGCUAUCCAA
Messenger RNA from Medicago truncatula (barrel medic), 2080 nucleotides. RefSeq lists its product as uncharacterized. The coding region runs from base 572 to 1873 and encodes 433 amino acids. NCBI's taxonomy places the organism in Eukaryota, Viridiplantae, Streptophyta, Magnoliopsida, Fabales, Fabaceae. The transcript is spliced from 5 exons. The record is from RefSeq and is a predicted model, not a curated record.